This is a messenger RNA of Onychomys torridus (southern grasshopper mouse), 2049 nucleotides long. It is a transcript of the gene Bag2, whose product is annotated as BAG cochaperone 2. Lineage: Eukaryota; Metazoa; Chordata; Mammalia; Rodentia; Cricetidae. Gene Ontology annotation, biological process: protein stabilization. The transcript is spliced from 3 exons. Gene Ontology annotation, molecular function: protein-folding chaperone binding; adenyl-nucleotide exchange factor activity. The coding region runs from base 278 to 910 and encodes 210 amino acids. The record is from RefSeq and is a predicted model, not a curated record.
CUGCACGAUUUUGCCCUUGCUGGGAAUUGUGGGUGCUGGGAGAAACAGCAGGCGCCACCGUGCAGCCCGGUGGGAGGCUGGCCGGCCACGGGCUCCGGGGCAGGGUCCCCCACCCGCGGUGCCCGCGGCUAGCUGCGCCCGCCCGCCCGCGCCCGCCUGCCCUUGUUUGGCCGCGCGGCCUCGGGGGCGGUGCCGUCCGCGUCAGCGGCGCCCGCGGUGACGGCGACGUGCGGCCCGCGCCACUGCUGCCCGCGGACGCCGCGGACCCCCGGAGCCCAUGGCCCAGGCGAAGAUCAACGCCAAGGCCCACGAGGGCCGCUUCUGCCGCUCCUCGUCCAUGGCAGACCGCUCCAGCCGCCUGCUGGAGAGCCUGGACCAGCUGGAGCUCAGGGUUGAAGCUUUGAGAGACGCAGCUACUGCUGUUGAACAAGAGAAAGAGAUCCUUCUGGAGAUGAUCCACAGCAUCCAGAACAGCCAGGACAUGAGGCAGAUUAGUGACGGAGAAAGAGAGGAAUUCAACCUCACUGCGAACCGCCUGAUGGGCCGAACUCUUACUGUUGAGGUCUCCGUGGAAACAAUUCGAAGUCCCCAGCAGGAGGAAUCCUUGAAACAUGCCACGAAGAUUAUAGAUGAGGUGGUCAGCAAGUUCCUGGAUGACCUGGGAAAUGCCAAGAGUCACUUAAUGUCACUCUACAGCGCGUGUUCAUCUGAGGUGCCCCCCGGGCCAGUUGACCAAAAAUUUCAGUCGAUAGUAAUCGGUUGCGCUCUUGAAGAUCAAAAGAAAAUUAAGAGACGACUAGAGACUCUGCUGAGGAACAUUGACAACUCCGACAAGGCCAUUAAACUAUUAGAGCACUCUAAAGGAGGCGGUCCCAAAAGUCUGCAAAACGUUGAUGGCAAAUUCAAUUAGUCUUCAAACCCACAGGCCCUUACAAACGAUGUAACAAAGAAAAACCACUAUUUUAAAUAACUAGAUCUUUAUGUUAGGCAUCACCACUUAUACCUCAUACUGAUAACUGCUUCAGAUGAGGAAGUAUUCCAGUGUUGAUAAGGCACACAAAUAACACUUAAAACUAUAAGUAUUUCAGUCGCCUACUUACAAGUUUUGGACAGCAUUGCUGUCUUGAACUGGACUCUAGCCCUGGAAAUUCAGCUUCUGAAGAUGCACACAUGGUACGUGGGAAAAUAAAUAAGGGGCAAAUGCAUCACACUGCUCUUUCCUUAACCUAAGAACAGAUGCACCCAGCCCCUGGAGCAGUGCACUCACACCAGUGUGAACAGAUGCACCCAGCCCCUGGAGCAGUGCACUCACACCACAGUGUGAACAGAUGCACCCAGCCCCUGGAGCAGUGUACUCACACCAGUGUGAACAGAUGCACCCAGCCCCUGGAGCAGUGCACUCACACCAGUGUGAACAGAUGCACCCAGCCCCUGGAGCAGUGCACUCACACCACAGUGUGAACAGAUGCACCCAGUCCCUGGAGCAGUGCACUCAUGCCAGUGUGGGCAAAGGACCCAGCACCCAAAAUAGUGUACUCACACCACACAGUGUGCCUAGAAGGGUAAAAGGAAACACAUCAGACCCUCUCCCUGCAUGUUCUCAAUUUCUGGGCCAUCUGUUUUAUGCAUCUCACAACAUGUAUCUUUAUGUAUGUGGAAACAUGACAUAAAAUGUGAGGAAAAGGCCUUCACUGUACCACAGUGAAGGUUGGGACCCACCAGACUGCUGCGGCCUCUCCAAUGUCAGUGCUAAUGGGCUUCUUCAUGGGCUGCCCUGGAGUCAACAUGUAUGCCAUGGGAGCACAGUGUCCUGACCCAGUCUCUUCUCUGAGAACAUGUGGGUGGCUUCAACUUGUUGCUAUGACUACAACAUAUUCAUGUCCUUAGAGCUUUGUUCUGUUCUUGGUCUUCUUUGUAUAAAAUUCCAUUAAUGAGUUCAUUGGGCCAAAAGAUAUAUGCAUUGUCAUGGCCUAAAAAACAUUUCUAAAUUUUUAUAAGUUUUAGCAAUUUGUACUGCCUUCAGUAAUUAAAAGAAUCCAUUUCACCAAA